CUUCAUUACUAGAAGGCAACUAGGCUAAAUAAACUCGUAUCAAGCAGCGCGACUUCAGGUUCGUAACUGAAAAACGCACUAUUGCCCUCGCGCGUUUCCCCCGGAUAUCAUAAACAGCCUUUCUCUUGCCUCUUCCUCGGUCACUCUAUCCAGCAACGAUGGCAGUGGUCUCUCUCCGUCCCGCCACUUCUUCAUGUCUCCGCUCCAGCACUAGAACCCCUCAGCCUUCUCUCAGUUGUGCAAGCAAAGUCUAUGUGGGUUUAAGGGUUCAAUGCCCAAAUUCUUAUGGGAUUUCAAAAAACAACCUGAAUGUCGAAUUCUAUAACAGAGUUUACCAAAGCAUCGAAUCCAGAUCAUGUGACACUAAGGCAACACGUGCACGUAUUACAAUGAUGCCGAUAGGGACACCAAGAGUGCCUUACAGAAAUGUGACUGAAGGGACUUGGCAGUGGGUAGAUUUGUGGAAUGCUCUUUAUCGUGAACGUGUUAUAUUUAUUGGGCAAAAUAUAGAUGAAGAAUUCAGCAAUCAGAUACUGGCAACCAUGCUGUACCUUGACAGCAUUGAAGACUCCAAGAAGCUGUACAUGUAUAUCAAUGGCCCUGGUGGGGAUCUUACUCCAAGCAUGGCUAUAUAUGACACGAUGCAGAGCUUGAAAAGCCCUGUUGCCACCCACUGUGUGGGCUAUGCCUAUAAUCUGGCUGGCUUUCUUCUUGCUGCAGGUGAAAAGGGCAAUCGAUUUGCAAUGCCACUUUCAAGAAUUGCAUUACAAUCUCCUGCUGGGGCUGCUCGGGGCCAGGCUGAUGACAUUCGUAAUGAAGCAGACGAACUUAUCAGAAUUAGGGAUUACCUCUUCAAGGAGUUGGCACAGAAAACUGGCCAACCAGUUGAAAAGAUUCACAAGGAUUUAAGUCGAAUGAAGCGGUUCAAUGCUCAAGAAGCCCUUGAAUAUGGUCUUAUUGAUCGCAUAGUAAGGCCUCCACGUAUUAAGGCUGAUGCUCCAAAGAAGGAGUCUACAGGUCUUGGUUAGCUUAUUCAUUGCUUGUCACAGACAAAUGAAAAGGUUGUUGACUAUUUAUACCAGAGAAGAUAUUCCUGAGUUUUGAGGUGAUGAAUCGAAUGAAUUGGCGACUGUGUAAUUGAUGCUUGCCUUUCGUCAUCUACUGGCUUACAUACUGAAUUAUUUUCAUAUUUUUCCUGAAUCUCUUGAAGUUUUCUUUUGCU
Coffea arabica (coffee) is the source of this 1222-nucleotide messenger RNA. RefSeq names its product ATP-dependent Clp protease proteolytic subunit-related protein 2, chloroplastic-like. Gene Ontology annotation, cellular component: endopeptidase Clp complex. The record is from RefSeq and is a predicted model, not a curated record. NCBI's taxonomy places the organism in Eukaryota, Viridiplantae, Streptophyta, Magnoliopsida, Gentianales, Rubiaceae. Gene Ontology annotation, biological process: protein quality control for misfolded or incompletely synthesized proteins. Gene Ontology annotation, molecular function: serine-type endopeptidase activity; ATP-dependent peptidase activity; ATPase binding.